AUGGAUCACUCUUGUGUUGGGAUUGCCGUACAUGACGGUUGGGUAGUGCCGUAUAACUCCGCACUUUUAUUGAAAUACGAGGCCCACAUCAAUUUGGAGCUGGCGUCUACUCGCCGCGUGAUUAAGUACCUCUUCAAAUAUCUUAUGAAGGGAGGAUCUCUCCAGAACGUUACAGUAACUCCCUUCAGUAAGCAGGAUGAUGAGGUACAGCAUUACGUGACGAAGAGAAUGGUGGGUGCCAGUGACGCGUGCUGGCGUUUGUUAAACUUUCCUGUCUCAGAAUCUGAACCGACUGUUGAAUGUCUUCCCGUCCAUCUGGAGGGCAAGCAGUCCGUCCUGUUCAGACCAGGCCAACUGGCAGCGGCAGCCGCUAGGAACAGCUCCAAACUUACAAUCUACUUCGACCGGCCUCGUAUUUCACUGUUUGACGACGUGACAUAUCAGGGUUUUUAUGAAACGUUUGUGGUCCACGUCAAGCGCCCUAAAACUGCGGAGAUAUACGAGCACCCUGACGGCGUCCAUUUUAUCACGGCCCGCCAGCGCGGCGAGAAAGUGUGCAGACUGUUUUGGGUCUCUCCGAGCAGGACUGAACAGUAUUACCUGCGUAUCCUACUGAUGACUGUUGCUUGCCGUGGUUAUGCCGACCUCCUGUCCCGCGGUGGGCCGAACUGCCGCACUUUUCAAGAGGUCGCGCGGCAUCUUGGCUUGGUGCAAGAUGAACAGGAGUACCACUACGCGCUGCGCGAGGCCGCCACUUUCAUGACUGGCCCGAGACUUCGUUCUUUCUUUGUGAUCCUCUGCAACAUGGGAGCUCCCGCAGCUCUCCUGUGGGAUGCAUUCCGUGAUUCCAUCUGCGAGGACCACAUUGAACGUAAUCCUCUCGAUGUUGAACUGGCCUACAAGCUAGGUCUCAUCGAGAUUGAUCGUAGUCUCCGUCGGCAGGGCUCUUGCGUCGCAGAUCACGGCCUCCCCGAUGUACACGAUGACACGACGGAGUUGGGCAGAGAACUGCUCUUACACGGCGAAAAUCAACAGAGAGCGUUUGUGGAGGAGUGGGUGCCAAAGCUCUCUGAAGACCAACACCGUGUAUUUGAGUACGUUACCUCCGUUCUCAAUGCCCCAGCCAGCGGAACGUCGUCGAAAAUCAUUUUCCUUGACGGUCCGGGUGGCUACGGAAAGACCACUCUUAUUCGUGUCAUUCUCGCAUACGUGAGAGGUUGUCGUCAGGUUGCACUGGCAGUCGCCAGCUCUGGGAUCGCCGCGGGUAACAUGCCUGGUGGGACUACAGCUCACAGCAUGUUCCGGUUGCCACUCGACUUCGGUGACGGCACCGGCUUUUGGAAUAUCACCAACGGCUUUCAGCGAGCAGAGCUCAUCAGGGCUGCAAGGCUUAUUGUCUUCGAUGAGGCCCCGAUGGCACAUCGGUUUGUUUUCGAGGUUCUCGACAGAUCCCUGCGAGACCUCAUGCGUUCCAAUGAGCUAUUCGGUGGCAAAAUCUUCCUCUGCUGUGGCGACUUCCGCCAGAUCGCACCCGUCGUUGUGAACGCUCGAACGCCAUCUGACAUAGUUUGUGUUUCUCUUCGGGCUUCCCAUCUGUGGCAGCAUUUCAAAAUUUUUGCCCUGACGACAGCUCAUCGGACUAGUGGUUCCACAGCCUAUUCCGAAUUCCUUCUUGAGGUAGGCAACGGGACUGUCAGUUCGACAACUUUCUUGGAGGGACGGAACGAACAAAGUCUAAUUCCGCUGCACGGGAUUAGACAAGUGACGUCUUUGACUGAUUUGGUCGAUUCCGUCUUUCCCGCAAACGUCCUACUCGACUCUGAUAUGUGUUCGCGACGCGCAAUCCUCUCGACUCUGAUAGUGAACGUCAAGGAGAUCAACGACCACAUCUUGAACUCCCUUGACGGUCAUCUGUACGAGCUGAGGAGCGCCGACACAGUGGACAGAGAGAACGACGAUGGCCUGGAUGUCGACGUUCAACUCCUGAACACGGCUACUGGCAAGGGCGUACCAGACCAUGUUCUGCGGCUGAAGAUCGGCUCUGUUUGCCUCAUUAUGAGGAACCUCAACAUCGCUGAAGGACUCGUCAACGGCACUAAAGUCAUCGUAAUCGGCAUCACCAACCGCCUGAUUACAGUGAGACUUCCCGGACAGACGCAACCUAUCGGAAUUCCCCGGAUUACCUUUACUUUUGCGUUUGUUGAGGGUUCGCCGUUACGUGUUCGUCGACGUCAGUUCCCACUGAUGUUGGCCUAUUGCAUGACCGGACACAAGAGCCAAGGUCAGACAAUAGAUUCAGUCGGUGUUGAUUUACGGACCGAUUGCUUCACGCACGGGCAACUUUACGUCUUGCUCAGUAGGGUCAGACAUCCAGACCAUAUUGUUGUUCUCGUACACCCCGAACGUGUCCGAGAUGAAAUCGCAUACGCAAAGAACAUCGUGUAUGGCGAUCUCCUUCUCUAA
Molecule: messenger RNA, 2463 nt
Organism: Macrosteles quadrilineatus (aster leafhopper)
Lineage: Eukaryota; Metazoa; Arthropoda; Insecta; Hemiptera; Cicadellidae
Exons: 1
Coding region: 1-2463 (820 amino acids)
Biological process (GO): DNA repair; telomere maintenance
Molecular function (GO): DNA helicase activity
Source: RefSeq, a predicted model, not a curated record